Archocentrus centrarchus (flier cichlid) is the source of this 2422-nucleotide messenger RNA. RefSeq names its product zinc finger and BTB domain containing 8B (gene zbtb8b). The transcript is spliced from 5 exons. Lineage: Eukaryota; Metazoa; Chordata; Actinopteri; Cichliformes; Cichlidae. Gene Ontology annotation, biological process: regulation of transcription by RNA polymerase II. Gene Ontology annotation, molecular function: protein binding; RNA polymerase II cis-regulatory region sequence-specific DNA binding; DNA-binding transcription factor activity, RNA polymerase II-specific. Bases 184 to 1764 code for a protein of 526 amino acids. The record is from RefSeq and is a predicted model, not a curated record.
GUUCGCGCCCUUUUAUAUCAAAGCGUGUUCACAGGUCUCGUAAUGAACAGCUUAUCUCGUCAGUUGGCUUUUUUUGGAUAAAGUGUUGCCAGCUGUCCAGCGUUAGCAACAGAUGCUAGCUUGCAUGCGAACAGAGAAAAGUGAAUCCACUUCCGUUAGUCCAGAGCCACCUGGAGUUUAGACAUGGAAGUGCCUUGCUACCUGUCCAAACUGCUGUUUGAGCUCAAUGAGCAACGGAAGCGUGACUUCUUCUGUGACUGUAGUAUCCUUGUCGAAGGUCGCGUCUUCAAGGCCCAUCGCAAUGUCUUGUUUGCUGGAAGUGGUUAUUUUCGAGCUCUUCUGGUUCACUAUCUGCAGGACAGCGGACAGCGCUACAGCACAGCCUCGUUGGACAUUGUGACAGCUGACGCCUUCUCUAUUAUUCUAGACUUCCUCUACUCUGGCCGCUUGGCCCUGAACAGAAGCAAUGUCAUCGAGGUGAUGUCAGCAGCCAGCUACCUGCAGAUGACUGAUCUGGUGAACUUCUGCAAAGAGUACAUUCGCUCGUCUUUGGAAAUCUGCAGCAAAGAGAAGGAGAGGAAUGCAGAGAAAGAACACCAGACAGUGGAUGGAGGAAUGGGUCCUGCAGACAGUGGCACUCCUGCUGCAACAACCUCCAGUGGUGCUGGAGUUGCAGAGCCUCAUUCGCAGGUCUCAGAGGCAGAUAGAGGAUCAGGUUUAGGUCCAGAGUCUGUGACCUCAGGUAGAACACCUCUGUCAAUUGUUGUCAACACCCCUCCAGGCUCCAGCAGGGAUAUGGACAGCUCCUACCCUUCUCGGGAGGAGUUUGCAUCAGGAAGCGAAGGGCAGAAGGGACAUAUUGAUCAGACUAAUCUCUCAUCCUCCUCAUCCUCUGCUCUGACUCCAGAGUUGGUGAACCCUAAGAUAGAGUACGACCCUGAUGAAGAGCUUAUGGGGUCUCCUGACACCAAAGUCAUGGAAUCCUAUCCUGGGCCUGCUCUGCAUAAUACUCACCACAGUAGGCUGCUUCCUCCAAGUCCCUCUCAAUGUAACGAACGCUCCUCUUUGGGAUACAGCCCUUCUUUUAAUGCCAGGCUGAUGGAUGUGCUGGCCAGAGGUGAAGGCCCUACUCCUCUGGGGGACAGAGUAGGGCAGCGCUUUACCCAAGGACUAGGUAGCAGCACUGGUGGAAGCCGAAUGGAUGAAGGUCUAGGGUUUGUGGGUUCAUCAAUUAUGGAAAUCCAGUCUGAUUGGCUUGGAGAGGAUGCAGGUGAUACCUUAGUAGUGCCAGUGAAACUCCACAAGUGCCCCUUCUGCCCAUACACAGCCAAGCAGAAGGGGAUCAUGAAGAGACACAUCCGUUGCCACACGGGAGAGAGACCCUUCCCCUGUCCCAUGUGUGGCAAGAGGUUCACACGACAGGAGCACCUUCGCAGCCACGCCCUUAGUGUCCACAGACACUACUGGCCAGUGUCAUGCAAGAGCUGCAGACGAACCUUCACUGGUCCUAGGGUUUCGCCAGGGCUCAGACGCUUCGGCACCUGCGACAGCUGCAACUGCGUGACCACCACUCACGAUGAAACGGCACCUGUUCACCCUUCCAGCCAAUCGGAGUCUGUGGAACGUGCAGACGGGGGUGCGGAUUGGUCCAGUUUUAUAGACGAUGUGGAUGAGGUAGAAGUCGGCAGAGUGGAAGACUUGGUAGAGAAACAGAUGCUUGAAAGACAGCUGUCUGUCUGCACUGAUGUAGUUCACACACUGUGAAGUUAUAGUUAUACCCAGGGAAGAAAAUGCUUCUCUGAACUAGUUGUCUGAGUUAGUGUGUGUCAGGUCAAAAUGUAGUCCUGCAGAUGUUGUGGGGGUUAUAAUUUGGCAUGUUUGUCUGUGAACAGCGUUCAUCACAAUUGUGCAAGAUGCAGUCACAAAUCUUUAGUGAGAAGUUAUUUGUGCCAUGGCUGGUGUGAUUCCCAUCAGGGUGCUCUCUAUAUUAUUUACUGUAAGAUUAAUUAUUUAUUAACUAGUUUGUAUCCACAAUUUGACUUUUGCAGAUAUCAUACUCCAGUGAGUUGCCUGGCUGGAAAUAGGUUCAGUGAUUAUGUGUGUGUGGUUUUUUCCUUCCUUCCUUUAAAUCAUCACUUUAGUCUUUUCGUUCCUGUAUUUGCACAAUUGAUGAAAACCAAAUUUCUGUGUGUUGUGUGUAAGAAGACUGCCGGUCAAGGCAGGAUUUCUAAAUUUAGAGGACAGAAGUAUCUUCUCAAAUGUUUUGCUUGGUCCUAAAAAUUACACUUCAUAUAUGAAAAGAAUCUUGUGGGUAUAAAUGGGCCAUUGGAGGUGUUACUGCAAUAAAUGCGUUGUGAAACUGGACAUUGCCCAAUUGCCUCAACUCUGACAAUUCUGCAGAUUAAAACUGGCUUGUGGCACA